AUGGCCAAGGGAAGCAAGGUAGUAUCGAAAGAAUACAUUAGCGAUAGUGAGAGCGAUAACGAUGGGUCUUCGGAGGUGGUUGAUGUGUUUGUGCCCCCAGAAAACUAUAAGAAGUGUACACAUUUGAAGUCGUUUGUGAAGGCUAAAAAUUUGAAGCAGAAGGAGCUAUGGCUUAUCAAGGUGCCUAAGUCGCUAGACGUGUCGAAGCUCAAGACUUUGCCUAUUGAUUUCACUGGUGAAGCGGAAACGGAUAUUGAGUUGAAGGGCAAGAAGUUUGCGGUGAGAGAGGAAAUACAGCAGGAGGCGUCAGCGGCCGCUGGGUCGUCGUCUUCUGAGUUGACGUUGUUGACGCCUGUAGAUAAGACGAAGUUGGCGAUCGAUGGGUCGGUGUCGAAGUCUUUUGACAAGAUCUUCACGAUAAGCGAGGCGGCGGACAUCCCCAGCAUCGACUAUUCUAAGGUGAAGGUGGAUAGGAAGGAUGUUCUUAAGAUCAAGGGUUUGAAGACGAGACACUUUGCUUCCGGGUACUAUGCUGACAAGGAUUUGAAGAAGGUGAGCAAGAAGAGAAAGGCCUGA
This is a messenger RNA of Kluyveromyces marxianus DMKU3-1042, 576 nucleotides long. It is a transcript of the gene RPA34, whose product is annotated as DNA-directed RNA polymerase I subunit RPA34. Lineage: Eukaryota; Fungi; Ascomycota; Saccharomycetes; Saccharomycetales; Saccharomycetaceae. Bases 1 to 576 code for a protein of 191 amino acids. The record is from RefSeq and is a predicted model, not a curated record. The transcript has a single exon. Gene Ontology annotation, biological process: transcription by RNA polymerase I.